AUGUCGGCAGGGGAGGGUCUGUGUUCAAGCGAUUCAAGAUCAACGGGGUUCGGCAAACGAGUGCUUGACCCCAGAAACUUGAAGGGGCGGGCAGCAUGA
Pyricularia grisea is the source of this 99-nucleotide messenger RNA. RefSeq lists its product as uncharacterized. The record is from RefSeq and is a predicted model, not a curated record. The transcript has a single exon. Lineage: Eukaryota; Fungi; Ascomycota; Sordariomycetes; Magnaporthales; Pyriculariaceae. Bases 1 to 99 code for a protein of 32 amino acids.